AUGAUAAUGAUGAUGACAAGAAUGAUGAUGAUGACAAAGAGAAGAGCAAGAAAUGGAAGUGGCUUCGAUAAAAUGUCGUUGCCAUCGAGAUCGAAAUCGAUGCUUGACUUGGAUAAAAUCCAUGGCGCGUUUCGUUUAAUCGCUCUUGAUGACUUUACUAACUUCAACAGGCUCUUUCAUGGCAAGUCAAAGAAAGAGGCGUCGGAGCGGCUGUCGAAACACAAGCAUUUCGUCGCUCCGACGCCACCGCAUCGGGAUGUCUUCGUGCUGUGGGCGGUGGUGGAGUCAGGUCGAGGGCCCCGGCCUGACUUCGGGGGGAGUUACGGCUGA
Somion occarium is the source of this 330-nucleotide messenger RNA. NCBI's taxonomy places the organism in Eukaryota, Fungi, Basidiomycota, Agaricomycetes, Polyporales, Cerrenaceae. The record is from the annotation of a GenBank genome assembly.